Haliaeetus leucocephalus (bald eagle) is the source of this 988-nucleotide messenger RNA. RefSeq lists its product as uncharacterized. The transcript has 6 exons. Bases 30 to 803 code for a protein of 257 amino acids. The record is from RefSeq and is a predicted model, not a curated record. NCBI's taxonomy places the organism in Eukaryota, Metazoa, Chordata, Aves, Accipitriformes, Accipitridae.
CGCUCCGCCGGUCACCGGGGAGGGCGGCCAUGGCGGCGGUGCGGGCGCGUACGGUGCUGCUGACCGGCUCCAACCGCGGCAUCGGGCUGGAGCUGGUCAAGCAGCUGCUUGGGGCAUCGCGACCUCCCGCCUGGAUCUUUGCGACCUGCCGGGACCCCGAGGGGCCGCGGGCCCAGGAGCUGAGAGAUCUGGCAUCCAAACACCCAAACCUGGUUCUUGUGAAGCUGGAUGUUGCAAAUCCCUCCGCUAUUACUGAUGCAGUGAAGAUUGUGGAGGGGAAGCUGAAUGGCAUGGGCUUGAACCUGCUAAUAAACAAUGCCGGCAUCUACACCCCGACGGCAUCACUGGAGACGGUAGAUGCUGAAGAGAUGAUAAGGACAUACAAGACCAAUGCGGUGGGGCCAAUGCUGAUGGCCCAGGCGUUCCUGCCCCUGUUGAAGAAGGCUGCCCGGGAGAGCACAGAAAAGGGACUGAGUUGCAGCAAGGCAGCCAUCAUCAACAUCUCCACCAUCAUGGGGUCCAUUGAGAAAACUCCCGAGUCCUUCUUCAAGCCUGUGAUCUCCUACCGCUGCAGCAAGGCUGCCCUCAACAUGCUCACCAAGUGCCAGGCUCUGACCUACGGGGAAGCCGGGAUCCUCUGCGUGGCACUUCACCCCGGCUGGGUGAAAACUGAUAUGGGCAGCCAGGAGGCUGACCUGACGGUGGACACGAGUGUGCGGGGGCUGCUGUCUGUACUGCUGAUCCUCUCUGAGAAACACAGCGGGACUCUGCUCAACUGGGAAGGUAAAGCUAUUCCUUGGUGACCACUCUGUCCCUGCGAGGGACCCUACAGUGCCAGGGGACUCUCCAGGUGCCCUGGAGCACCGGGAUGCUCAGCAUUCUGUGGUCUGCAAGGGACCUACUUAGGACUCCACCGGGCAUGCAGGGCAGCCUGUGAUCCCUACCUUCAUGUUGUUAAUAAAUAAAGUCAAUUAGUACCUGUGCCUUC